Hippocampus zosterae (dwarf seahorse) is the source of this 2467-nucleotide messenger RNA. Its product is annotated as tubulin polymerization-promoting protein family member 3-like. Gene Ontology annotation, biological process: positive regulation of protein polymerization; microtubule polymerization; microtubule bundle formation. Gene Ontology annotation, molecular function: tubulin binding. Bases 1 to 765 code for a protein of 254 amino acids. The record is from RefSeq and is a predicted model, not a curated record. The transcript has 4 exons. NCBI's taxonomy places the organism in Eukaryota, Metazoa, Chordata, Actinopteri, Syngnathiformes, Syngnathidae. Gene Ontology annotation, cellular component: microtubule.
AUGUCACUGAUGGUGCUGGGUGGUACUCUCUCCCUCCUCCUCCUCCUCCUAUCCACGCAUCAGCAUCGAUGUCGUCACCGCUCAAGAGCCUGGGAGUGGCAGAGAGGAGGAAAGGAAGUGGAAGAAAAAGAGGAAGAAGGAGGACAAGAAGGUCGAGCAGCCGUAAGCGAUUUCCGGGAUUUCCUUCAACUCGCCACUGGCAAGCAUCCUGCAGCCUCCAGUAGCAGCAUGGCUGAGGGCCCUGUGUCGACAUCAGAGGUGGAGACGUCCUUCCAAAAGUUUGCCGUUCAUGGUGACAGCAAGGCGACGGGGAAGGAGAUGAACGGCAAGAAUUUUGCCAAGAUCUGCAAGGACUGUCUCAUCAUUGACGGCAAGAAUGUCACCACCACAGACGUUGACAUCGUCUUCACCAAAGUCAAGUCCAAGUCAGCUCGUGUAAUCACAUUUGAGCAGUUCAUCAUGGCUCUGACUGAGCUGGGCCCUAAGCGCUACAAAGGCAAGAGCAAAGAGGAAGCGCUCCAGCUCCUCUAUGGUCUCAUUGUUGGCAAGGAGCCUGCCAAUGCUGGAAUCACUAGACCAGCAAAGGCAGCGGCUGUGGACAGACUGACCGACACGUCCAAGUACACAGGAACACACAAGGAGCGAUUCGGUGAGUCAGGCAAAGGGAAGGGAAAGGUUGGACGUGAAGACAUCCCAGACAUGAGCGGCUACGUCGCAGCUUACAAGGGGAGCGGCUCUUAUGAUGACAAAGUGAAGGAAUCAUAAUCCUGAAGAUACAUAAUAUGUGAUUGUGGUCUUUCUAUAUUUUCAGAUAAAUGUUCAUGUGCAAGCAUAUAAUCGCAGGCUGCGCUUAACUUUGUGCCUUAUUAUCUAAAAGCAAAAGGCCCGUUCCAUGUUGUGGAUUGAUCAUUCUGCUGGUCUGCAUCAAACAAAUAAGUAAAUAUGCGUAAACAAAGCAGACAACAUUUUGAGAGGGCAGUUUUGGAAUCCAAAUGUCUCAUUCGUUUUUCUCGAUGUGAUCAUUUUUGUUUUUUUUGGUGCAAGAACAAUUUUUGGGAUGGAAAUGGAUUUUUGUAAAAACUGGAGCAAAUGGACCAAAAUAAACAAUGCCAUUGUCUACAGCACAAAAAAAAUGAUUGAGAAAAUGUGUCAUUCUUGUUCACUUUUUGAUGCAGACCAGUGUUAUUUGUUCUAUUUGCAGCGUUAAAAAAACUGAUAUAUGUAAAAAUUAUUCACUGAAAACGUAAAAUUGCCCUGUCAAAAUGUCACCAAAGGCGAGAGAUUUUGGUUUCAAAACUAUAAAAACCAGUGAACACAUAACUUGCAUGGCUUACUACUCUCUUGAUAACUAUGCAUAUAUGCAACUGGAGGUUGAGAGUUGAAUGGGGACAGGAAUGACCCAUAUCAGAGUACUGCUUGAUUGUAGUUGUUGAUACAAUAGGCCUGAAACAGAUGGUUACACUUUUGAGACGUUGCUGAGUGAGCGUUUCACAAUGUAAAGAAAACUCUUGCAGAAUGUGAGUGGAUAUCGCUCCCUCAUACCUGAAACAGAAGCCAUUCAUAAAGGUCAGAUACCAAAGUUGACCAUAUAUACAGUGCUCAUGUGUUUGCACCUCUCUGCAUCUCAUUCUAGCCUCAUGUAUACUCGAUAAACAUCACUUGUUUUGUGUAUCCAUACACUGAAAAAACAACAACGUCGAAUUACUUAAUUUCAACAUGUGCAUGAUUAAAAUGUGUCAAACUAACAUAAACGAUCUCAUUUUCGAGGAAAAGCAGGGAAAUUUUAGUUUCACACUUUUGAAUCAUGUGCAACCUAAGAAUAUUUACUAUAUUUUCCGCACUAUAAGGCACACCUAAAAAACAUUCAAUUUUCUCAAAAGUGGACAGUGCGCCCUAUAAUCCGGUGCGCCUUAUACAUGGAUCAAUAUUCAGAUUUCCUGGACGUAGUAUUUUAAAUGUUCUGGAAAGUGCUUUGUUACAGCUGUAGCAGUUGUUAAAGCUCUGUAUAAAUAAAGCUGCACUUUUUUGUACUGUAUUCCCUUUAGUGCUGGUCCAUCUAGUGGAUGGAUAACAUAACUGCAGCCACAAUUGUAGCCUCUAUUCUAUGCGCCUUAUAAUGCGGUGUGCCCAUAUAUGAAAACUGUUUUAAAAUAGGCCAUUCAUUGAAGGUGCGCCUUACACUCCGAAGCGCCUUAUAGUGCGGAAAAUACGGUACCUUUUCCCCUCAUUGUACUUGUGUUGAACGAUGUAAGAUGAACCAAUUGACUUUUAAACUGCCACACCUAAGACAUUAAGUUGAGCUCUCAUCAUUGUCUUUGCAAAAUAUAUACGUAUAUGCAGCAUGAAGCCUUUUGACCGAUUAACUGUAUGGGACCUAAUGGAAAUGUCUCCAUUGUAGAACAAAAUAAAGCCAAUGCAGUGCCACUACUAGAACGAAAUUUUCAAUAAAGUAAUUACAACAUUAAAA